AUGAGUCAACCAAAUAAAAAAAUCACCAAGGCCAGGAUAGAAGGCAUAAAAAGCGCCGACCUGGAGGUAUUCAAGAAUUCCUUAAUGCCCUUUAACGCUACAGUAGAGAAGUACAAGGAUAAAGAAGAAGCAGCCAUAGUGACAUUCAAGGCGGGCAUAGAAAAGAAGCACCUAGACGGAAUCGGAAAAUAUACCGUUGUGCCUAUGGAAUUCGAAGGCGAGUCCAGCGAUCAGAAUUUGAGAAAGCGAAACACGAAUUUUAUUUGUGAUCGGAUCGUGGUAGAUGAGCAUGACAUUAUCAAGUUUUUCCUAAACACCACGCUAAUCGCGCCCGUUAUAUUUGUCUUACUAAGUCUCUUGAUAUUCUUUUCAAUUUUCUGA
Messenger RNA from Plasmodium coatneyi, 381 nucleotides. RefSeq lists its product as uncharacterized. The coding region runs from base 1 to 381 and encodes 126 amino acids. The record is from RefSeq and is a predicted model, not a curated record. The transcript is spliced from 5 exons. NCBI's taxonomy places the organism in Eukaryota, Apicomplexa, Aconoidasida, Haemosporida, Plasmodiidae.